GGGUCGCCGCGGUCGCCGCCAUAUUGUGUACGCGCAGCGCGGCUCGGAGCAGCAUAGCGCGUGUAUGGUAAUAAGUGUAUGGGCCUUUCGUGAAGAGGGAAGAGACUCCUCUCGCAUUCGCGUCAAACGGGUGGCUUGCAGGGGGUGCAUGAAUCCGGCUAACUGGCUGACCGGGCACGUCGCGCGCGCACAAUGGAUCCGUCUAAAUUGAAAGUGAUAGAGUUACGGGCGGCGCUGAGCGAGCGCGGUCUCGACACCAAGGGCAACAAGCCAGUGCUCGUCGAUCGGCUACGCAAGGCUCUGGAGGAGGAGGAGGAAGAGGAGGUGCUGCAGGAGGAGACGCAGCAGCAGGACUAUGGUCAAGAAAAACCUUUGUAUGCGGAGAAUACAGGUGACACAGCCUUCAAAGAAACGCAAGAAAGAAUUGCGGACGCCGCACGGCAACCACCGAGGACACCCAGCAGAGCGUCCAGGAGUUCUUCUAUGGUGACUCCUACAAAGGUUUCUACAAGAAACACAUCGAGAAUAGCUACUACUCCAAAUUCGUCGAAGCAAUCCACUCCGAGUAAACUUCAGUAUAUUGAGAAAUCAUAUGACUCGUUAACGACAAUAUCAGAGUCUACUUCUGAGGAUGUAGUGCAAGAAGAAGGAAUAUCAAAAUGGUCCCCUGAAAAGCCUGAAGAAAAACGGGAAGAUAAUGUUAUUCAGAACAAGAUUUAUUCGCCGCUAAAAUCUCAGGAGGAGGAAGCGAAGCGUGUUAAUAUUUUAGAAGAUAAUAAGUAUGAGGCGAAUGUUCUCCAAGUACCUGUGACAGAGCCGUCUGUAAAAGCUAGUACAAUUGCAUGUGUAGAUCGAUUUUCUAUACCUCGGGAAGAGCACAAAACAAAAGAGUCUAGUAUAGAUGAAGUUUACAAAGUCCUGGAAGAAAAAACCGAAGUUGAGGAAGAUGAUGAGGUCGAUAAAGUGCAAAACACUUUCGGGAAAGGCGUGGAAAAUAAAAUUUCGAUUGGGAAAGAAGACGCAAAAUGUAUAGCAGAUACAUAUAACGUUAAGAAUACUGUAAACAUUCCACAAGUUGAACAACAACAUGUGAUACCUGAUCAGGUAGACAAAUCAUAUAAUGAAGAAAAGACUAUUAAUGAUGAUUAUACAGUGCAAGAUGAAGCGAUGGACGUUUCAGUUAAUGUAGAAGAUGAAGAUGAGAAAGCAGAUAAUAUUCCACAAGAUGAACAGAUUACAGAAACAUCCGAAGUAAAACAAGAUGGUGCAAACAAGCUGGAUGCAGAAGAAUCAAGUCAAAAAGAAUACAGAAAAAGAAAGAGAUCUCCUAGUCCAGCGGAAGUUCAUCAGGCAUCUCCUGUAUCGCAGAAAGUCGAGGAUGAACCAGAUUUCGAUGAAUCAGCCGUGAUCUUAUCUUGGUAUGAUUCCGACUUGAACUUAAUCAUCAACAAAGAAGGAUUUUUCUCUGCCACACCUAUGCACAACAGCGACUUCUGCCACAUAUGGGCUGGCGCAAGAGCAUCUUAUGGUUUUGCGAAUAGGAAAGUAUACUACGAAGCCAAAAUUACAGAACAUCAUGCUGCAGUGAAAGACGAGCAACAUGCACUCAGACUCGGUUGGUCGGUUCUCUUCUCAUCCAUGCAACUCGGCGAGGAGAGACUGAGUUACGCGUACACCAGUUCCGGACAGAAAGGCACCGACUCGAAAUUCACAGAUUACGGCUCGCCAUUCGGCAAGGACGACGUCGUGGGCUGCUACUUGGAUAUGACGCCCGAGGACACCAUAGAGUUAUCCUACACGGUGAACGGCAAGGAUCUCGGAUCCGCGUUCAGCAUCUCCAAGGAGGAGCUCGGCGACAGACCCCUGUUUCCGCACAUUCUCAGCAAAAACUGCACGUUCGUCUGCAAUUUCGGGCAGGAGCAGGGCUGGUGCAAACAAAUUCCCGGUUAUACCUUAGUAGGUAACGUGGAAUCGAAGGACAAAGUUGCCGGGCCGCGUAGACCGGACGCGAAGGCGCACUGCGAGGUGAUCAUGAUGUGCGGGUUACCUGCGGCCGGAAAAACCACCUGGGCGAGGAACCACGCGGCCGAGCAUCCAAAUAAAUUGUAUAAUAUCUUAGCGCUCCACAACUUGGUGGAAAAGACAGGAGACGUUGCUCUGUCGGAUCAGGAAAAUAGUCGACGAGAAGUUAUUGACAAGUGCAAUCGCGCACUCGAUCAGCUGAUCGAAGUGGCAAGUGGCAGAAGGCGUAACUACAUAUUAGAUCAGAAGAGCAACGUAUAUUCUUCCGUACAAAGACGUAAGAUACGAAGUUUCUGCGAAUAUCAGCGAAAAGCCGUCGUUGUGGUACCAACGGAUGAAGAAUACAGUCAACGUUUGUCCGGACACAGUGCGAUCGAAGGAACCGUCUCGGAGUCUGAUCUCAAGGAGAUGAAGGCAAAUUUCGCUGCACCUUCGGCGGGGGAGACUUUCGAAGCGGUGGAGUGGAUCGGACUCGACGAGGAGGAGGGUAAGAAGCUUAUCGAGAAAUACAACAAGGAGGGUAAGGAGGCCGGAUUUGGCCAGCAAUCAACUGCCUCAAAGCGGCCGCGUCUCGACAAGACCGAGGCCAGCAACAGAGAAACGCGCGAUUCGCGAAACAAUCGAGACACGCGAGAUCAUAAUCGAAGAAAUAAUUAUCAAGACAGAGGACGCAAUCCUCCUCCUCGACGUGGUCCCAAUAUGGGUGGUUGGAGAGGAGAGAGACCGCAGAGAUAUAUGAGGCAUGUUGGUGGCUACAUCCCUCCUCCAUGGAGGCUGCGAGGACGACCUGGGCCCGCGAUGAUACGAGGAGUCGACAGAAGAACCGGCGGUGUCGACAGGAGAUCAGGAAAUGACAGAAACCGAUCUGUCGCACCUAGACAGGGAGGUUGGGGUUCUAUGAGCGGGAGUUAUCAAGGAUCGCAGCAGUCUGGAGGUUGGGGUCAAGAUUGGUCGAGUAAUCAGUCCCAGGGUAGCUGGAACCAACAAGGUAGCUGGGGUCAGCAACAAUGGGGAGGCAAUUGGAAAGGAUACGGUCACACGAGCACGUCGUACAGUCAAGCUGGAUACAAUCAACAGGGAUAUGGCAAUGGUAAUUGGAACAGCAGCUGGAAUCAGCAGUAUUACAACAACCAGUAUUGGGGCCAGCAACAACAGAGUGGUCAGACCACUGCAGCUGGCAGCCAAGCUGAGAUUACAAGUGACAUGAUUGCAACUACUUCUACCGAUAUGGGAGCAGGAUACUAUUUGCAAGAAUAACAGAGUCUUAUGCGCAAAUGAAUGAAUUAUCCUUUCGCAGAGCAACUGCAACAAUCAUACAACAAUCUCAUAAGUAGAUAAAAGAAUUUACGUCAAAAUAACACACACAUAUACACACACACACAUCAAAAUAUAUGUAUUGACAAGUGUUUAAAUACGCGAAAAUACUGCUAUUAUGAAGAAAACUUUCUCAUUGCAGCAAAUGAGAAAUUAUUUUAAAAAUUAUAACAGAUACAUCUCUAGCGAGUUUCGAAAAUCCUUACCGGAAACACAGGUCUAAUAAUCUAAGUGCAUUAAAAAAACGAUAAUGUAACACACAUUCGCGAGGAAAAAAAGAGAUAUAACUUUUUAUCGCAACACUUUCUCAAGAAAUCGUAAAAAAAGAGGUAGGAGAAAGAGGAAGAGUACUACGUAUGGGUACAAACUACACGCAAGUAGCAUUAUAAAAAGGUCGAGAAAAGAAAAAAAGUAAUUAUCCUAAAAAGAGCUCGUGUAAAUAUGUACAGAUCUAUAUAAAGUAAAAAGAAUUAUGCAGAAAAAAUUAUUGAUCUAUUUAUACUAAAUAGAUGUAGCGAAUUUGGUUCAAUGGGCACUAGUGUAUUUCUCGGGGAGAUUGUUAGACAGGGUGUCCCAUAGGAAAUUGCUGAAA
This is a messenger RNA of Nylanderia fulva, 3928 nucleotides long. RefSeq lists its product as uncharacterized. The record is from RefSeq and is a predicted model, not a curated record. NCBI's taxonomy places the organism in Eukaryota, Metazoa, Arthropoda, Insecta, Hymenoptera, Formicidae. Gene Ontology annotation, biological process: alternative mRNA splicing, via spliceosome. Gene Ontology annotation, molecular function: protein binding; RNA binding. Gene Ontology annotation, cellular component: nucleus.